Messenger RNA from Fusarium falciforme, 1356 nucleotides. Its product is annotated as Ornithine aminotransferase. The record is from RefSeq and is a predicted model, not a curated record. Gene Ontology annotation, cellular component: cytoplasm. The transcript has 5 exons. Bases 1 to 1356 code for a protein of 451 amino acids. Lineage: Eukaryota; Fungi; Ascomycota; Sordariomycetes; Hypocreales; Nectriaceae. Gene Ontology annotation, molecular function: L-ornithine transaminase activity; identical protein binding; pyridoxal phosphate binding.
AUGCCUAGCAGAGAGAACAUGGCCUCCAAGCGCACCCUCAAGGUAACUGAUGCUGGCCGAGAGCUGUUUCACAUGACUCAGAAGUACAGCGUCGGCGGUAUCAACUCGCUGCCUCUUUACUUUGAGUCCGGCAAGGGUUCCUAUCUGACAGACUCGGAAGGCAACCAGCUUAUCGACUUUAUCUGCGGCUUCAGCGCCAGCAACUUAGGACAGUGCCACCCUCGUAUCGUUGAGGCCCAGGUCAAGUCUGCCCAACAGAUUACUCUGGCCAACAUUGCCGGCAUGUCGGCAUCAUGGCCGCCCCUGGCUAAACGAUUGUGCGACAAAUUUGGCUACGACAAGGUGACAGCCAUGACAUCUGGCGCCGAGGCGGCGGACACAGCGUGCAAGCUGGCUCGCGGAUGGGGCAUCAGCACCAAGAAGAUCAAGCCCGCCGAUGUCCUUGUCCUGGGAACUUCGGAUAACUACCACGGCACCACUUCUGGAGUUUGGCCUCUCAUGGAGCGCGAAGCUGGAUGGGAAUUAUACGGAACCUUUAGCAGCAACUUAACCAAUGUCAAUCCACUGACGGGAAAAGUUCUUCGAUACCUACAUGCCGAGGACUACGCCGAAGUAUUUGAAAAGUUGCAUGAGCGCAUCGCCGGUGUCAUCAUGGAACCUCUGCAUGGCACCUCAAGAUCCAUGCAGGAUGAGAUUGACUUCUGCAUCAAGGUCCGCCAGCUAUGCAAGAAGUACAACAUCCUCUACAUUGCCGAUGAAGUUCGGAUGGGGUCUUGCAAGACGGGCAAAACUCUCUGCUCUGACUGGCUAGGCCCCGAGAACAAGCCUGAUUUGAUCAUCAUGGGCAAGUCCAUCUCCAGCGGCGCUUAUCCCACCUCGUUUGUUCUAGGAUAUGACGAGGUCAUGACAAAUUUCAAGCCGUAUCACUCACUCAGCACAUUCGCCAUGUCGUCGAUGGCAUGUGCCGUCGUCAAUGCUUCGCUCGACGUCUGGGAACAACUGAAGCUUGACCAGCGAGCCCAGGAGAUCCAUGACAAGUGGGUCAAGGAGACGUCAACGUGGAAGUUUCCUUACCUGAAGUACGCCUCCGCAUUUGGUGCGGACAUGAACCUCUUCUUUGACGAGGCAUACGGACAGCGCGAUGAAAAGAUCACGCCACGCAGGUUCACACUGCUAUGCGCGACCAAGGGGCUGCUUGUGUACCCUGCACCGGGUGGCCGCGUCCGCAUGGGCGUGUCUCUGACGAUUAGUGACACAAACCUGUACAAGGGCUUCAAGAUUGUCAGGGAAGCAUUGGAAGAGCUUCCGCUAUAUGGAGAGAUUGAGCUUGAUCAACAGUGGGAUGGAGGCUUUUGA